AUGUCAAACAAAGAGGACACCCGAGAACAGACCACGCCUAUCCUUCGUUUAAGAGACAAGACUCUAAACGAGCCGAACACGCCCAGGAUCUCGCCCCAUCCGAGGGAUGGGCCGUGGAUGCGAGACCCACGCGGCCUAAAAAAUGAGUUAAGGGUCAAGUCACCCGACAAAAGGCCUGUAGUAGGGGUCACCAUGGACGAAUUCCGAGCUUCCUUCAAAGCGGAACGAGAGCGGUCACUCAGAAUCGCCAGGGAACUCGCAGCAGAGAAGAGGCUCGGCGAGAUGGAAAUCCAAAUGUUCGUUACGAUGUGGCGAUCAGUUGAUAUGACGCGGACGGAAGGCUGGACAGACGAUGAGAUCGAAUCAGCCUUAGAAAAAUACUAUACUGGUGCUCACUACCUCACGCCCAACAAUAUCGCAACCCCCAGGAUGAUUGAGCAGUUUGGUGCCGAUUGGGGAUUGAACGCCCGAGGUAUUUACUACCGCCAUUUUUAUUCUCCGGGGUGGGUUACGUCCGAUCACGAUCUCUGGCUACCGUCACUUGGUGGCAUCGAUUGGAAUCAUUUCAGUGAGUCCAGUCGCCGCUCGAGAGCAGAAACUUUCCUCAAGCAUGUUCUCAACAAUGAAAGAUGGAAGAAGAGCGAAUAUGCAUGGGAAGCCGACGCCUGGACGGAUGUUUUCGGUCAGAUGAAGAAUGACCCAGUUCUGGCCGUAGAUAAGCAUGAAUACAACACCGUUAAACUGAAGAGAGACCCUGUGUCAUGUUUAUUGGUGGGUGAGCCUAAGCUCAUCAAGAGAAUCCCAGAUGCAACAUUCGGGCUUGCAACCUUCAAACCGAAAGACUACCAAAACAUUUUAGCAGAAUGGGAUUUGGACCAUGACCGCCUUGAAGCACUCCUACUUCAUCGACAUUGCGGCCUUAUUUCUGAUCCACGCUGGGGCUACGCAGAUCUUGCAUUCCCUUUCGCAGUCUAUGAGGCUAAGGGAUGGGGUGGCGAUGCUCGAGAAGCACGUCAGCAGGGAUGUUCAGCAGGAGCUGUAUAUCUCGAUAUGCUAGAUAGUCUUGCGCGGCAGCCAGGGAAGGUUGGAGAAAAGAAUAGAGUAUAUCAAUCAACAAAGAGCCGCAGCAACAACCAAGUCUUCGUCUUUACCUCAUUUGGAGCCCACUGGCAUAUCCUGGUUGGCUACAAACGACCGCGGCAGGAAAGGGAGUAUGCCGGACAUGAAGGAUUCAGUGAGUCCGUUUAUGUUUUCCAGAGAAUCUGGAGCGGUCGUGUGGUGACUAUACAGAAAGCCUGGGAACUCCUGUCGCUAGUUGAUCAGAUACACCUCUGGGGAGCAACCGAUUUCCGAAAUUCCGUCAUCCAACGUCUGAAACAAUGGCAUGAAUUCGGCAGGAGAUCUUAUGCCAAUGAUGUUGAUUUUGUGGUCUCAAAGCUCAGAACACACAGAGUCAUGCGAGAUGGGAAAGAGUAUCUUUGCAUACCCGCGGCUUGCCUACAACUUCCAGACUGGGCCAACCGUCUCUCGGAGGAAAUUCGGGGCAAGUUACUUGAAAGAGUUUCGUUCCACUUCUACGAAGCCUACCAAAGAGACCUUUCGGCUCUGAGUGAUCAAUGGCCUUCUGUGAUUAGAUGCUUAUUCGAAGACUGUGGUCCACCGGGCACUCCAGGAUAUCCCAUUCUGUCCAAGGAAGAGAUGCUAGAGCACUACCGCGAGAUCCACGGGAAAGACGAUGAAGCAAUAGCUGACCUCAAGCGCCUUUGGGGCGAAGCAGAAGCGAUUGAUAACAAUAACAAUCCACUACAGGUAAGAAAAAGAAAGAGAUCAGGGAGUGGAGAACCUGGACCAUGCACGAAGCGGUCGUGA
This is a messenger RNA of Aspergillus fischeri NRRL 181, 1869 nucleotides long. RefSeq lists its product as uncharacterized. Lineage: Eukaryota; Fungi; Ascomycota; Eurotiomycetes; Eurotiales; Aspergillaceae. The record is from RefSeq and is a predicted model, not a curated record. The transcript is spliced from 4 exons. Bases 1 to 1869 code for a protein of 622 amino acids.